Molecule: messenger RNA, 939 nt
Organism: Parnassius mnemosyne (clouded apollo)
Lineage: Eukaryota; Metazoa; Arthropoda; Insecta; Lepidoptera; Papilionidae
Source: the annotation of a GenBank genome assembly
AUGAAUGAAUCCACGCGUUUAUAUGGAUUCACAAAUACGGAAAAUAUGGCAAGAUUAAGGAACUGUUUACGCGGUGAGGCUAGAGAAGUAGUAUCGGCUCUGCUGUUUACCGCGAAGGAUCCAGCAGACAUUAUGCGGACACUGGAGCAGUGUUUCGGCCGCCCGGAAGUAAUUAUAGAUCGUGCGUUAGAGGAAUUGAAACGCCUUCCGCGCCCGGGUCAAACCGCCCAGGAAUUAAACUCGUUCGCAAUUAAGUUACAAAAUAUAGUGUGCAUUAUGCAAAACGUCGACGGCAAGGGUUAUUUGCGUAAUCCAAUGCUGACUAGGGAGGUUACUAGCAAACUUAGCCCUCACUUACGGUCGCGUUGGUGCGAUUACGCGGAGCACUACGGAAGUGUGGACGAACCGGACAUCGUUACGUUGUCCCGGUUCAUGAUGAGAGAGGCUGACCGAAAGGAGGCGCUUUAUGACAUACAAAUGGAAACUCCAAAGUUUUUAGGUCCUGAUUUACCUGAUGAACCAAUUUCAGAAGUUAAAAUUAUGAAUAUACCUACACCACGUUUUCUCUGUAGCCCUAAAGGUACACAAGCUACACCAUCUUUCACCAACGGAGAGGUAACUGUUCAACAUUCUGAUGUUGAACAGUUACCUCUCCGUUGGUCAGAUGAUGGUUCUCAAGAUGGAAAGUCGAAGGAAAAUCUUUUAAAAUUAGAAUCCGUGAACGAUAGUGAUGAUAUAUCAAAAACAAAAGAGUACAUUGAAACAUCUGUGACGAAAUAUUGCGAAGGCAGCUUGCAUAUUGAGUUAAUUAAAUGUGGUUUUGAUGCUGAAACAGCAAAAAUCAUUGAACGAGAUUUGUUUGAUUCACCUCGCCAAAAUCAAGAAACAGACUUAUACAUUGAAACAUCUGUGACCAAAGAUUGCGAAGACAGCUUGUAA